Zootermopsis nevadensis is the source of this 3106-nucleotide messenger RNA. RefSeq names its product programmed cell death protein 7. NCBI's taxonomy places the organism in Eukaryota, Metazoa, Arthropoda, Insecta, Blattodea, Termopsidae. Gene Ontology annotation, cellular component: U12-type spliceosomal complex. The record is from RefSeq and is a predicted model, not a curated record.
UAGUGUACGUGAAUCAUUAAGAAAUGGCUUACAGAUUCCCCCCACCACCCAUAAACAAACUGAAUUGUGGGGUCGUGUCACCUCCGUCUGUUCCAACAAUGAACUUUAACAUUCCUCCGCCUGGGUUCAGGUCUCCAUGGCUCUCUGAUGCUCAUCUUAGUGAGCCCCCACCGCCAUAUCCGUGGCCCCCCCAAGAGCAUUCUGUGCUUCAGCCCCAAGAAUGGGGCCAAGUGACCUCGCCCUAUGAAGAUAUACGUUCACAUGUGACUGCUGAUUUGCUGUGGCUGAAAGAUUGGCUGCAUAGAAGGAGAAUUGACACUCGUUUAUGUCAGAAGAAGAAGAAGACUGUGCCUCUCAAGGUAUUUGAAGCCAGAUGCAUGUUGCAGUUAUGCCUAACCAAUGUGGAGGACUUACGCAGUCAACAGAAAGAACUGGAAACUCAAUGCCAUGAUCUGAGUCCUGUCUGUUGGAGAGAAAAGUGGGACCACGUUAGGGAAAUUCAGGUUCAGAUAAGUAACUGUUUGGAUACGCUGUGUGAUUCUGAAAGUGUAGACGCUUUGAGGAUAAACUUACUGAAACGCAGUAAGAAACGCCAGAGAGAGAGAAGGCGAAGAGCUUUACACCGAGAAGCUGCGAAGGAAUCCCGGGCCAGAAGACAACAUCUGCACCGGCAUAUCGACACCUGGCUUAAAAACAUGCAGGAAGUGGUUGAGGAAGCCAAGAGGGAAGAGAGCCUGAAGCACGAAGCAGAUCAAGUGCUGGCAGAGGUCACCCGCAAGAAGUCAGAGGCCCAGCGACAGAUAAACAUGUUGGCAGCAUUGCAAAAGCUUCGCCAUAUCAGAGCGCAGAUCGUGACGAACAGAGGCCAGCACGUGGAUGCAGAGAGUGGACUCAGAUUUGCGAGAGUCACAGAGCAUUUGGCAAAGUUGUGGCAGGACCAGUUGAAAGGCUACGACGUGGAGGAACAAGGCUUGCGAGUGAUGUUGGAUGCGGCUGUGGUGGAACGGACCAAGUCGGAGGUGUCGCAGGACAAGCAGAUACUGGCUGAAUGGGAAACUUUGCUGUUUGGGAAACGAGACGCAUGUAGCAGUUUCUACAAGGCAGCAGAGUGGGAUUUGGAUGCAUUUGUUGCACUGAGACAUUCUUGGGACCAGUUUGUGGCUUCCCCAGGGGUUGUAAUGUCAUCUUCAAUUCCUGUGGGCUGGGUCCUCCCAUGCAACCCAUCGUCAGAGGAAUGGGAAUCUCUUCUUACUAGCAGCAACAAUAAACACUUGAAAAUGUGAUGUACGUUUAAGUUCCAUCGAAAGAAGCUCCGUAACCUCACAAGAUAGAGUAUAAUGAGACAGGCAAGAUACAGGUUCUACACCAAAUAGGCAGAGUAAAAUAUAAAACUGGCGACCAUGUCUGUCGUGGUAUGCAAUUCUUGUGACAUAGAAACAUGGGACAGUUGUAAAAAAUUCUGGAGAUACUUCCAUUCUUGUAGCUCUCCUGCUAUAUACACUUCUACUCAUAUUUUUAAAUUCUUGACAGAGCAUCUUAUGACGUGUAACAGAACUAUCGCUUGGGGACAGCGCAGUACUCUGCUAUUUAAGCCGUAAUUUACUUUGUUCAGGCGAGAAAGAUCAGCCAUAAAAAUGCCUGUAUAUAUAAAAGUAAGCUACAAAUAAUGUGGGGGCGAUGAGAGAAGGUUAAUAAUUAUACUAUAUUAUUAUAAUUGAUGUUCUCUGCUAAUAUAACUGUAGUUAACAUUUACAAAAGUUUGACAGUGGGUCAUUCAUGUAAAGUCAGCAAAUGGAUGUCGCGUCACUGUCGCAGAAUAUUAAGUGGAGCUUCUGUGGCAUCACCAUUUGAGACAUUAAUGUUCAGGAAGUAUAAACAAAAUAAAAAUAUAAUGCUGUUGUCACAAAAUCAACACAGCAGUAACUUUUGAUGAGACUGACAUUAUUUUAUCCUGAAAUUGUAGAGCCAUGGGAAUACUUUUAGGGCAUUCGUCAACACUGAAGUUGCAGCUUCGCGUAUUCCUCGGAUAAUUGGGGUGAAGUUCUUUUGUACUGCACGACAGUCCAUUUGCAUACCUCAUUUACUUAGGUUUGUCAGGCCACACAGUUGCCAAUUCUACCAAAAUUGUAUUGCCACUUGGCAAAUAAUGUACUCAAAAUUCAGCAUUGCACUCCUACUCUACUCUGAAGGAACCACGUAUUUAUAACGUUUACUUAUAAACACGCCCCUCCUUACCUUAAGCAUAUGUAUGUUGAAGUUCACUCUCUUCUGGGAUAUGGCUGUGUAGUCUGGUAUUUUACUGACAUUUCAGAGGUGAUAUUCUCCAAAAUGUAAAUUUUUGUUACAGUUGAUUUUGUAAGCUUUCAUGCCACUUACAGAUUUUAUUUUCAGCCUGUAAUUCUCCCACAGUGGGACAUCCACACAAGUUUUUUUUUAAUGUGGUGCCAAAACAUUAUUUUGGUUCAGUUUUGUGAUUUUUUAACAUAUUUAAGGUAAUGUAGGUGAGUAAUGUUUUUCAAAACACUGUAACAAAAAUUGUAUGCAACCAAACAGAUUUGUUAUUAUCCCGAGUCACCUUAUGCUGUGAUUAGAUUUUUUGUGUUGUGUGGCAGACCAUAAUUGUUCCCAUCCAUGUGCAUGUCGUAAUACAAGUGUUAACUGUUCUCUAUCGAAACAUCAUCAAUGGAAGACCCACAGUGUAGACUCCAGGUUGUUACAUUGCUUCCUAAUUACAAGUGUCUCUUAAUUUCAUUGUGCAUCGGCUAGUGACGCUUUUUGUCCAUAAGCUCUUGUACGGGGCGCCCGUAACCCCUGAUUAGUCAACUGUCUGCAGGGCUAGUAACCUGUAUGUACUGGUGCUAAGACCUAAUUAAUUAACAUACCAUCCUAACAGUGGAUGUAGCUAGAAGGGCCAAGAAUAAUGCAGUUUGAACAAAUUAAUAUUGUGUUUAAAUUUAAGUAGUAAACAAUAUUACAGAUAAAGAGGGAGGACAUAACAUUGUCUUUUUAACAUACUAAGGUUUCACCAUGCACAAUAAAUGUAACUCAGAAUUAUGUUAGCCAUCAAUGGAUUUUAUGUAAAGAAUACAUUCAAUGUUUGUACCAA